GGGGACUCGGAAAUAAGUAUCGAUUUUGAUUUCAGUCAAUGGAACAGUGGAGGCAGAACGGUUGUCUGAGGUAACGAUGGAGAUUGGUAACUUAAGGCGACAGUAAACAAACUGCCAUCUCCAUCCUUGCCCUGAAGACGCAGCCGUCAGUGACAGAGCCACACAGGCACAGGUAGGACAUCGCGAUGGCCAACCCUGUGAUUUCAACACGUGAGAUCAAAGAGAACAUUUUAAAAUGUGACAGAUGCGAGCAGCAGUUCGACAGCGAGGACAGGAUACCACGUGUUUUACCAUGCCAACACAGCUUCUGUUCUCAGUGUUUGGAUGACGUGUGGACGAUUGGAUCUAAACUGAGUUGCCCGUCUUGCAGCCAACAGUGGGAUGUCCGGGAGUCGGUGGAGGAGACCUUCCCCGUGGAGUAUGUUGCCAUGAAGUUCGUAGUAUUUGUGGAACUGAAGGGAAAGAAAGGGAGAAGACUCUGCACCGACUGUUCCGAGAAGUCGCCAGCGACUCACCAUUGCCUUAACUGUCAGCUGUACAUCUGUGAAGAAGGACUGCGGGCCCACAAACGAUUUUACAAACAGAAAGGCCACAAGAUUCUCUCUAUUGCAGAAAUAUUGAAGCUCCCUGAGAACUACCUGACACAGACAGAAACCUGCCCCCUACAUCCUGGCUCGACACUUGAUCUGUUCUGCGAGAAGCCAGGAUGCAUGAAAGCCGUGUGUCCUUCAUGCGCCAUUAUUGAGCACAAGGAGCGGGAUGGACACGAGAUUAGGGAUGUACAGGACGUGGUCAAGGAUGAAAAGAGGGAGAUUUCAGAGGCGCUGGAGAAGCUGAAGGAGAAGCAGGAGAGAACCGAGUCGGAGAAGUCCGAGUUGGAAAGGGACUUGUUAUAUUUGAAUAUUGAGAGCAAAAAGUUAGAAGCACGAAUUGAAUACACUUUUACUGAGUUCAUUGAGGAGGCUGAGAAACAGAAGGAAGAGCUGAGGAACAGUCUUCAUGUUGCUGUAGCAGACGAACGAGAUCACACGAGUGCGUGUCUCACUGCCUUCGAGACAACAGCUCAAACAGAGACGGAGUACGCGGACUACUGCAGGAAAGUCAUAGAGGAGGCGAAACCAGGCAACUUUCUCCAGGAAAACGAAAACAUGAAACAGAAACUAAAUGCUCUAAUCCAUGCUCCGCUUCCUGCUAAGCCGGAGAGAAAGGAGAUCUUUGUUGACCUCAACUCACUCAGCGACAUAACAAAAAAGAUGGCCAAGGUAGGCGAGGUCAUCAACCUGGAUAAUACGAUGUUGCAGUGGAAGGUGAUCAUUGAGAUUACAGAUUCCCUACAGGAAGGAGGGGACGCGGUGAUUGUGAGGAUCUUCCUCAAAUAUAUGGGCAACUCCUUCGUCUCACCUAAGCCUGCAAGCAUGAAGGCUGUGAUAGAAGACUCCUCAGGACUGACUAUCAGCCGAGCACUGGAGCAGCUUGGUGAGACGGAUGACGGCGUAUCAACACGUAGUGACGAAGUGGAUUCUCCCGAUGCCAGUAGACACAAUUCUACAAAGACCAACAAACACUUCGACAGUAACGGCGACAGUGGCUACCAUAACAGUGAAAUGUCAGGUGAUGGCAGGGGCACAUUUGAUCAUGAGCGAUAUGUAGAAAAUACCAGUCCGACUGAACAGGAUGUAGGAAAAAUACGGUACACGCCAAUCACCAGGGACAGGACCAGUCUGAAACAUACGGGAUCACAGAAAUCUAUCGGAGCUGCGUCGUCGGAAGACCUGCAAGAGGAAGGGAAGGGGAAACAUCGAAGUAGGGCAAGCUUCAAUCAGAUGGAAAGUGUGGAGUCGAAGGUCUCCUUUAACGACGACGUGAUGACAAACGGCGUCCACACAAGUCCCCAAGGAGCAGGCAACCAUAGCGGCAAUGGUUUCCUUCAGCCUGAGUCUCUACAUGAAAGCCGAUCUCGAUCGGGAGCUACCAACAGGACGGGCAAUUUCAAGGAACAGGAAGCGACCUUUGAACUCCGCUUUUCCCCAAGGCAUCCUGGACCGCACAAGGUGAACUUCCGGCUUGGCGGGUAUUUGGUGGAAGACGAUGCCUUCACCUUCGACAACAAAGAGUGUGAUGAGAAUGGUAUGGAUCGAUCUCUUCAUUUUCUAACAUGGAAGGGCGAGUCCGAGGUGCUGGUCAAGUCCGUCAACUUGCCCCACAUCACUUUGUCGGAGGACAAGUUGAACCGCGAGCAGUGUACCAUCACCACUUCCGGUAAACUUGUCAAAUCACCUUCAGAAAGGGGAGGCUCGGCUGGAUUCAGCAAUUACUGCGGAACUACCGGAAGUCGAUGUAUCUCAGGGAAGGGCGUCCAUUAUUGGAAUGUCACAUGCAACGUCCGAGUCCUGGCGCAGGUGUCGUCCUUUGGAAAGAUGAUUCUGGAGGCCGCUGUAGCUCACAGCGACGUCUUGGACAACUCCUACUGCGUUUGGGAAACGCCCCGAGCAUGGAGCCUUGUCGUCAGCAUCUGUUCAACACACAGAGCUGUCUGUGUCAAGGUCGUUUGUAACUCCAAGGUUCUGUUUGACACUCCCGUCAUGCAGUGCGAGGAGGAAGCCACAAUCGACCUUAACAUGGGUGUCAUGCUUAACCUCGACCGCCGCAGUCUAACGUUCCUGAAUGCAACGACUGGUAACGUCAUGUGGACGUUCCACGACAUCGACACCACCAAAUCACUCUGGCCAGUCUUUGGUGUCUACAACAGAUACCACUUCAGCGUAGAACUCGGGGUCACUUCGGGUGUUAAUCUCGAGCUGAACUCGGAGGUGUCCAAGGCUGUAGAGGCACUUUUGUGAGAAGAAUGAGAAGACAGCUAUAUCUUUGCUAUGCACCUUUCAGGACAGCUUCGGGAUGAUCAGAGAUGUUCCCAAGAUGUUCAAAUAUCAAGAAAAACCUUUUAAAAAGUCAAUGUUGAUGAGUGCAGCAGAUUUCAAGGAAACCUCCGUCUGUUAGAGAAUCAGAGAUCGGUUCUAGCACCGCAAAUAUGGAGGGAAUAGGCCGCAGUGGAGGAAAUCCUUUGUCGCACUUUCGCGCACCCGUUACGAUUAUUGCGCACGAAAAGCUUUUAUAAAAGAUUUAAUUGUACUUAUACCUACAAGUGCGGCCAAUUUUCCUUAUCAAAAUAUCCAGAGGUUAAUAUUUGCAAGCCAUGAGCCAUCAAACUUCUCAGUCGAUCACUCGCAUGUCAGCGGCGUAAUUUUGAAUCACGUGACCUGACGUGUCGGUGAUUCCCUCCCUAAAAUAGUAACACAGAUGUAGGAAACCUAAUGUGUGCUACUAAAAUCGAAUGAUUUUCCGAUUCUGCAAUUAUGCACUAAACUAGUACAAGUGAGAUCUAUUACAAUUGUUUUGAAAUGAAAGUGUAUCAGUUUAUAAAUAACAUUUUUUGAUCAGUAAAAACACAGAGUGUGUUUAAAUUAGAGAUUUAUAGAAAACUCGAUUUCCGCAUAAAGGCGGACAAUUAUUUCGGAUUAACCACAUAGUCACAUGGCUCCUCAUUUGCUAGCGCUAUGUUCAUUGGUCAUUUGGAAUUGCCAAAAUACAAAGACCUAGUAUCAUUGGCUGAAAGUUAUUUUGAAUAUUCCAAGUGCAUCUAU
This is a messenger RNA of Haliotis rubra (blacklip abalone), 3641 nucleotides long. RefSeq lists its product as uncharacterized. The record is from RefSeq and is a predicted model, not a curated record. NCBI's taxonomy places the organism in Eukaryota, Metazoa, Mollusca, Gastropoda, Lepetellida, Haliotidae. The transcript has 6 exons. Bases 186 to 2840 code for a protein of 884 amino acids.